Molecule: messenger RNA, 1087 nt
Organism: Maylandia zebra (zebra mbuna)
Lineage: Eukaryota; Metazoa; Chordata; Actinopteri; Cichliformes; Cichlidae
Gene: ak2
Product: adenylate kinase 2
Biological process (GO): ADP biosynthetic process
Molecular function (GO): AMP kinase activity; ATP binding
Source: RefSeq, a predicted model, not a curated record
UGCGGCGGUCCUUCCUUUUCUAGCCAACUUGGCUGAAGUCUACCCAGGACUUCACCGACGGACUUUAUUAAAGUUUCUGCCGCGGUGCCCCCCCAGGUCCUGACAUGGCCCCCAGCACGCAGCUGAAGGAGGCGAUAGCCGAUGUGCAGGACGGCAUUCGUGCCAUCCUUCUUGGACCUCCUGGAGCUGGGAAGGGGACUCAGGCCCCUCGGCUAGCAGAGAAAUACUGCGUUUGCCACCUGGCUACUGGAGACAUGCUGAGGGCCAUGGUGGCUUCAGGCUCCGAGCUCGGCAAGAGGCUUAAGGAGACGAUGGAUUCUGGCAAACUGGUCAGUGAUGAGAUGGUCGUGGAGCUCAUAGAGAAGAACCUUGAGUCGCCGGCCUGCAGGAACGGAUUCCUAUUGGAUGGAUUCCCCCGAACGGUCAAACAAGCAGAGAUGCUGGACGACUUGUUGGACAAGAGAGACGAGAAGCUGGACUCUGUGAUCGAGUUCUCCGUCGAUGAUUCUCUGCUGGUUCGCAGGAUCUGUGGCAGACUAAUUCAUCAGCCGAGCGGCCGCUCCUACCACGAGGAGUUCAACCCCCCCAAAGAGUCCAUGAAGGAUGACGUGACGGGUGAGCCCCUGAUCCGCCGCAGCGAUGACAACGAGAACACCCUGCGCUCGCGCCUGGAAGCCUACCACCGGCAGACGUCCCCUCUGGUGCAGUACUACAGUGCCAGGGGUCUGCACACGGCCGUCGACGCUGCCCAGAACCCAAACGUAGUCUUCGCCUCCAUCGUAGCCGCGUUCUCCGCCGCCACGGAAAUGCCCGCUCGUGCCACAGCCUCUGGUUGAGUUCAGAGCUGCGUCAUGCCCACCGAGGCGAAGGACUGGAGCUGGCAAACAGCUCAGGUGGGCAGAAAAACGGAGGGGAGGGGCAGGCAAUAAGAGGGGACUCCUUAGACUGAAUAAGUUAAGGUUGUUUUGGGGUUGUUGCACAUUUCUAUUUCAAGUAGAUCAUGACAGGAAUAAACGAAGCCAUCUUGUUGUCACAAUCCUCAUGUUUUCCCUUCUAAUAAAUUUCCUGCUUUUCUACAAUCAUCAAA